AUGUCUUACUCGGACAGGGUUGUGUUAGCUCUUGGAGGAGCUGGAACGGUGGGCUCUGGGGUCGUUAAGGCUCUGCUGGAUAAAGGUUUUAAAGUUGCAGUGAUCUCCAGGGACGCCGGCCGACUCGACAAACUCCGGUCCUUCGUCUCUCCCAACACAAAAGAUCGCCUCACCACUGUAGUGGGCAAUGUGGGUUCGGAGGAAGGAGCAGAGGAGGUGAAGCGGACCCUGCUGAAGGAGGUGGGGAAGGUGACCGAUAUAGUUUCCUCUCUGGGCUUCAGCUGGUGGCAGGGAGGACCCCCACACACCCAGACCCUCAAAGACCUGAACUGGGUUAUUGAAACGUUACUUUUCAGCACAUUUGUGUCCUGGAAGGCUUUUUUCCCUUUGGUGAGGGACAACUCAGAUUAUACGUACACCUUCAUCACAGGAGGAGCCGGAGAGAAGCUGCUGAUGCCCGGGACCGGCUUCCUGACGGUGGGAGCUGCCAGCACCCUGGCUUUCUGCCAGGUCCUACGAGAGGAGUACCCCCAGGUGCCCUGUAAACUCAACCAGGUAAAGAUCAACACUGGUGUGGCGACACCGGAGCGUAUGGCACCGGGCUACCUGAACCACCUGGACCUGGGCGAGGCCGUUGCCACCCUCCUGGAAAGAAGAAACGCCUCCCACACCGUUUUCACUGUGAACUGCCCUGCAGACUUAAAGACUAUGCAGCUGGGGGGAAACAUUUAAACUAAAAAAGCCCUUUUCAGUGCAUCUCAAGCUUGUAGUCACAGGAACCACAUUUUUCUGCUCUCCUCAG
Nematolebias whitei (Rio pearlfish) is the source of this 802-nucleotide messenger RNA. RefSeq lists its product as uncharacterized. The transcript has 6 exons. Gene Ontology annotation, biological process: fatty acid beta-oxidation. NCBI's taxonomy places the organism in Eukaryota, Metazoa, Chordata, Actinopteri, Cyprinodontiformes, Rivulidae. The coding region runs from base 1 to 732 and encodes 243 amino acids. The record is from RefSeq and is a predicted model, not a curated record. Gene Ontology annotation, molecular function: 2,4-dienoyl-CoA reductase (NADPH) activity. Gene Ontology annotation, cellular component: mitochondrion.